AUGAUAUGCCUUGAUGAUGGCCAGGAGAUUGCAGGUGAACUAGCCUUAGUCCCUUAUCUUGGUGUUGGAGAUGUCCAAGGAAGACCCCAUCUCCAGCCAAACCCCAUCUCCGGCCAGACCCCAUUUCUGGCCUCUCUCAUUCUCAACGGGGAAACCCACUUCACCCUUAACAAAGAUCGAUCACCUGGGUCGUCUGUCGGAGGUCAUCCUAAUCGCCUCUUCCAAGUCGGCCACCACCAGAUCUGCCCUCCACCAGUGGUUCAUCGUCGAAUAGGCAACCUACAUUCUCACCCAUUGAUACUUCACCGAUCUCUCACAGCAACAGCAAGUCCCCAUCUGACUAUAGUUCCUAAUCUCUUCACUGAUUUUAUUACCGACAAGGAAUUAUAUUUUAGAAGACGAAGGAAACCAACAAUGAGUGACAUAGAAAAUCAUAUUGUGCUUGCGGAAUCAUUUGAAGAUAACUCGAGAACUUUGGUUGAUAAUGAGCAAAUUAUUGAAGACAAUGAGUGUCCCGCAUUAAACAACGAACUGCCAGAAGAAGACAAUGAGCUUAUCCCUAAGGUUGGAAUGAAGUUCAAUGACGAGAAGGAAGUUUUUGAAUUUUAUAAAAGAUAUGCUUACCAUGUGGGUUUUCCUGUUAAAAGAAGGAGUUCGAAGAAGGGAGAUGAUGGGUUGGUAAGAUAUGUGGGAUAUGCAUGUUGUCGAGAAGGAAAAAGAAAUAUUAAAGGUAGUACCUCCCUGAACCCUCAACCAACAAUGCAAUUAGGGUGUAAAGCUAGAAUAACAGCAUGUUCAGAUAUUUUAGGGACAUGGCGAAUAAACAUGGUUCAUCUUGAGCAUAACCAUAAAACAAGUCCAACCAAGUCUAGGUUAUAUCGAUGCAACAGGCAAUUAAGCGAACAUGUGAAGCGACAGCUUGAAGUGAAUGACAUAGCUGGAAUUCCAUUACACAAAAGUUUUAACUCAGCUGUUGUUGAAGCUGGUGGAUAUGAGAACCUGACAUUUGUGGAAAAGGAUUGCAGGAAUUACAUUGAUCAGGUGAGGAGGUUAAGACUUGGAGAAGGAGAUGCUGCUGCUAUUCAAGCUUAUUUUUCAAAGAUGCAAGCCUUUUGUCCGGGUUUUUACUUUAGUGUGGAUUUGGAUGAAGAGUAUCGAUUGAAGAAUGUCUUUUGGGCUGAUAAUAGGUGUAGACAAGCAUUCAAGGAAUUCGGCGAUGUUGUCACAUUUGACACCACAUACCUGACAAAUAGAUAUGACAUGCCUUUUGCUCCAUUUGUUGGUGUAAAUCACCACGGCCAGUCGACACUGCUUGGAUGUGGUAUAAUUUCCAAUGAGGACACCAAGACUUUCGUGUGGCUCUUUAGGACAUGGCUUGAGUGUAUGGAGGGUCAGGCCCCUGCAGGAAUAAUCACUGAUCAAGAUAGGGCCAUGCAAAAUGCUAUUGAGAUGGUCUUCCCUAACACAAAGCAUAGAUGGUGCUUGUGGCAUAUAUUAAAGAAGUUACCUGAAAAAUUUGGGAACCAUGGCUGUAAGGCUUAUAUUCUUUCAGCUGUACAUGACGCGGUGUAUGAAUCACAGAGUCCUGGAGAAUUCGAGCAAACCUGGAAUUCAAUGAUUGAGCAAUAUGCAUUGCAUGACAACGAUUGGUUGUAUGGGCUUUACAAAGAAAGAGACCGAUGGGUCCCAUGUUUCUUGAAAACUAGGUUUUGGGCAGGGAUGUCAACAACACAGCGAAGUGAGGGUAUGAAUGCAUUCUUCGAUGGAUAUGUACACUCAAAAACCUCGUUGAAGCAAUUUGUUGAACAAUAUGAGCGGGCAAUGAGGUGUAAGGUAGAAAAGGAGUUUCAGGCUGACGUUAAGUCAUUUUCUCAAAUGAUCCCAUGUGCAUCGAAAUAUCCCAUGGAGAAACAAUUUCAAGAAGUCUACACAAUGGCAAAAUUCAAGGAGUUUCAAGAAGAGUUCACUGGGACGAUGUAUUGCACGAUUGUGUCUGCCGAAGAGGGAUCAUUGGGUAUGAGUUGUCACAUGUUUGAGUUUAAGGGAAUAAUUUGUAGACAUGUUGUGACAACAUUGAUCCACAAUGGUGUCAGAUCAAUUCCUGAGAGUCAGUUUUCCAAGGUAGCUGACUUGGUAGCAAAUGACGAAGAACGAACUCGGGCAACCAUGGAGUGGAUCCAGUCUCAAUUGAAUACAUUGAGUAUAUCCUAUGCGAAGCCAAGUUGUGAUAGUAAUAUCUAUGUUGAACAUAGUGUGCAAGAACAAAUCCCUAAUUAUGAAGAGACAACAACAGCUUUAAGCGGGCAAAUAAUGGAUCCGAGAUGCUCCCAGACAAAGGGAGCCCCUAGGAAGCUUCGCAAUAAAGGCCCAUUGGAAACAAGUACUAAGAAAGCCAAGGUGGGAUCCUCGAAAUCAAGUAAAGGCAAGGCCCCUAGGCAAAACAUUGUUCAAGAUGCUCAACCAUUCAAUCAAACUUUUCUACAAGAUGCACAAUAUCAUGCGCUCCCACCAAUCUCCUUCACACAACAUAUGUUGACUACAAUGCCUCAAACUUGGAAUGCUGCUCACAAAAUGCCUAUGGUUCCAACAUUUGGCACGGCUCAGCCUUUUAUGCCAAUGUACCCGCCCUACCAACAGUCGAAUGACAACUUGCCAGAUUUUUGA
Molecule: messenger RNA, 2664 nt
Organism: Diospyros lotus (date-plum)
Lineage: Eukaryota; Viridiplantae; Streptophyta; Magnoliopsida; Ericales; Ebenaceae
Product: protein FAR1-RELATED SEQUENCE 5-like
Exons: 8
Coding region: 1-2664 (887 amino acids)
Biological process (GO): regulation of DNA-templated transcription
Molecular function (GO): zinc ion binding
Source: RefSeq, a predicted model, not a curated record